Messenger RNA from Dendrobium catenatum, 1279 nucleotides. Its product is annotated as 5'-adenylylsulfate reductase-like 3. Bases 190 to 1104 code for a protein of 304 amino acids. Lineage: Eukaryota; Viridiplantae; Streptophyta; Magnoliopsida; Asparagales; Orchidaceae. The record is from RefSeq and is a predicted model, not a curated record. The transcript has 4 exons.
AAAGAGAUAAAGAGUUUAGAAGGUGGAUCUUUCCUCCUCCGUCCACGGUCCAACCCAUUUACCCUUUCAGCCGAAAUGAAUGGCGACAGUUGGAAGAGCUAAAAUGCGCCGGAGCCGACCUUGCGCUACCGUGCAGCUCGUCUUCUUCCUCGAGGUUUUCGAUCUCGGCCUCUUCGCUGAUUUCGGGUUAUGGAAGUCUGGAUCUGGAGGGCGGCGAUCGCCUUUAUGUUGGUCUUUGGUGUCGUGGUAGCUGAUGCCGGCGUUGCGUCGGAGGGUUGCCGCCGAAUUUCGGCCGGCGAAUCGAUCUUGAUCCCGCCGGAAACUUGUUCCCUUCUAGAUGUUUGGCCUGUCGGUGGACAAUUUGUGGGUGUCGUUGAGGGAGAUGAGAUUGCUUUGCAGAGGGCAGCAAAUAUUGUGGUCGCGAAUAGAGAUCAAUAUGUCGCUGUGUUCUUCUAUGCUUCCUGGUGCCCUUUCUCAAAGACUAGCCUUCCAAUUUUCAACAGCAUGGUUUCCCUGUUUCCUAAUAUUCCACAUUUUACAUUUGAAGAAUCAGUCAUAAGGCCUAGCAUUCUCUCAAGAUAUGGAGUUCAUGGCUUCCCAACUCUCCUUCUGCUACACUCUUCUAUGCGGGUUAGGUAUCAUGGAUCACGAAGCAUUAGUUCUCUUACCGCUUUCUACUCUAAUGUUACAGGUAUUAAGCCUACAUCAGCAAAUAAAACAACCAAGAAGAAAGCUAUCUAUCUAACAAACCUCACUGAAAACAACUUGGACGAAGAAAAUUGCCCGUUCUCAUGGGCAAAAUCACCAGAGAAAUUGCUCCAGCAAGAUACCUAUCUCAUACUGGCAUCUUCAUUUUUGACACUGAGGCUUCUCUACCUAAUCCUUCCAAAGUUGAUUGCCUGUUUGAUGAGUUUGUGUGACUAUUCCCAAGUUUUUCUCCUCCAAACUAAGCGAGGUUUUAGUAGGCUAAAUCCAUGGAAGGGAACAAAUUUGAAAGGAGGAGCAAUGAACGCAAAAGCCUGGGCUUCCAAGUCUCUGGCAUCUGUAUCAAUUGGUGAGCCAUCUGGGAGAGCUCAAUCUUUCCCUCCAAUGACCGGAGAUUAAUAAUUUUUUGUAAUGGUCAUAAUAUUUGUAAAUCAUUUGUUUUCUAUCGUAGCAUCAUCUAUUCAUGGAUCAAAGUUUGGUUUCUGGUUAUUCUAAAAAUUUACAUAAAGGCCGACUUAAUUUUUACUCUUUGUAGUUUUCUCAUGCAAUGGAUCCUCAUGUGUGGUUUUUUUUU